UCAAGUCGGACCAGCCACCGGUUUACUUUGCUUCUCCCUCCUUCUCCCCUCCAACCACCGCCCCCACCUCCCUUUACAAUAAAUUAAUCAAUACAAUAAUAUAUUUCUCUCUCUCUUUCUCCCAUCGAUCAUUGCUCUCAACGUCCCGAGAGUGGGAGAAAGACUCCAGAUUCCCUCAUCCCCUCUCGAGGUGAAAAAGGAAAAAAAAAAAAAACCCUAAUUCUUCUUCAAAUUCUUCUUCUCCUCGAAUCAUGUCGAUGUCGGAUUCUGACUCGUCCUAUGGCGGAACAGAGUACAAGAAUUUCCGCCAGAUCACUAGAGACCGGUUAUUGUAUGAAAUGCUUCGAUCAACCAAAGUAAAGGAGUCGAAGGUAACAUGGAAGGUACUCAUCAUGGACAAAUUAACUGUCAAAAUCAUGUCAAAUUCUUGCAAAAUGGCAGAUGUUACGGUGGAAGGAGUGUCAUUGGUGGAAGACCUUCACAAACGAAGGCAGCCCAUGCCUGCCAUGGAUGCAAUAUAUUUUAUGCAACCUCUUAAAGAAAAUGUUACUACGUUCCUUUCUGAUAUGUCUGGGAAAAGUCCUUUGUAUAAGAAGGCAUAUGUGUUCUUCAGUUCACCUAUAUCGAAAGAGUUGGUGUCUCACAUAAAAAAUGACAGAAGUGUCUUACCUCGCAUAGGUGCUUUGAGCGAGAUGAAUUUGGAAUACUUUGCCAUUGAUAGUCAGGGUUUUGUUACUGACCAUGAGAGGGCUCUGGAGGAGCUGUUCGCUGAAAAUGCAGAAAAUUCUCGCAAAUACAAUGCUUGCUUAAAUACAAUGGCCACUCGCAUUGCUACAGUUUUUGCUUCUUUAAAGGAAUUUCCUUAUGUGAGGUAUCGUGCUGCAAAGUCUUCUUUAGAUGCUUCCACUAUGACAACUCUCCGUGAUUUAGUCCCUACAAAGCUUGCUGCUGGAAUUUGGAACUGCCUUGCUAGGUAUAAAACUACCAUUCCUGAUUUUCCCCAGAGAGAAACAUGUGAGUUACUCAUUGUGGACCGCUCAGUUGACCAGAUUGCUCCUAUCAUCCAUGAGUGGACCUAUGAUGCAAUGUGUCAUGAUUUACUCAACAUGGAAGGUAACAAAUAUGUACAUGAGGUGCUAAGCAAAUCUGGAACAGUUGAAAAGAAGGAGGUUCUUUUGGAGGACCAUGAUCCUAUCUGGCUUGAGCUUCGGCAUGCACACAUAGGAGAUGCUAGUGAAAGAUUACAUGAGAAGAUGGCAAACUUUGUGUCAAGGAAUAAAGCAGCACAAAUUCACAACUCAAGAGACACUGGUGACCUAUCGACAAGAGAUUUACAAAAAAUGGUGCAAGCUUUGCCACAGUAUAGCGAGCAAAUCGACAAGCUUUCUCUCCAUGUAGAGAUUGCAGGAAAAAUCAACAACGUAAUUAAAGAGUUGGGACUUCGAGAAGUUGGACAACUUGAGCAAGACCUUGUGUUUGGAGAUGCAGGAACGAAAGAAAUAAUCGAGUUCUUAAGGAAAAAUCAGGAUGCUACACGAGAAAACAAGUUGCGUUUGUUGAUGAUUUAUGCAGCCAUGUACCCAGAGAAGAUAGACGGUGACAAAGGAGCAAAGCUAAUGCAGCUAGCAAGAUUAUCAGCUGAUGAUGUUAUUGCUGUGAAUAAUAUGAGAUUCUUGGGAGGAGCAGAUACAAAAAAGACAUCAGGAGGGGUUUUCUCUCUCAAAUUUGAUGUACAUAAGAAGAGGCACGCAGCAAGGAAAGCACGCAAUGAAGAGGCAGAGACAUGGGCACUAUCACGAUUUUACCCAAUGAUAGAGGAGUUAAUUGAGAAACUCACAAAGGGCGAGCUUCCGAAGAAUGAGUAUCAGUGUAUGAACGAGCCAAGUCCUACUUACCAUGGGAGUGCUUCUGUUCAGUCAAGCCCUGUUCAUAGUGCUCAUUCUAUGAGGUCAAAGCGGACUGCCACAUGGGCCAGGCCUCGUAAUUCAGAUGAUGGUUAUGCAAGUGAUUCAGUGCUAAGACAUGCCUCUAGUGAUUUUAGAAAGAUGGGCCAGCGCAUCUUCAUAUUUAUUAUUGGUGGAGCUACUAGAUCUGAGCUACGUGCAGUUCACAAGCUAACAUCAAAGCUAAAGAGGGAAAUCAUCCUUGGUUCAACCAGCCUUGAUGAUCCUCCCCAGUUUAUUACGAAAGUGAAAUUGCUGAACGACCAAGAUUUCUCAGUGGACGACCUUGAGAUUUAACCCGUGAAUACAUGGAGUAGCUCAUCUCAGUUGGGAGAACCUUGAUUCUUCUAAAGAUCACACCAACCUGCACAGAGCAGCACCAUGUUCUUCAUGGUGAGCUUACAGUUGUAUGCAGAUAAAAAGUUUCAAUGUUUUGAAUUUCUUCUGGGAUGGUGCUUCUUUUUGAAAGAUGUAAUUAGUUACUACAUUAUUCAGAUUGUAUAUAGUGUCUCAUUGCAAUUUAUGGUACGUGACCGGCUUGCAUUCAGCAGUUAAGUUGUAAAAGGUCAAAUUUGAUUGCGCUGAAAUUUUGAACCAUGUAUGUUUGAUGGGAGCAUGUGGAACUGGAGCAUGUCGAUCUCUUCUGGCUUGCUUUUAGAAUGUUAUUUUGCCAUUUUCUUGAGGAUUUCUUUGUUUUGCUUU
Asparagus officinalis (garden asparagus) is the source of this 2645-nucleotide messenger RNA. Its product is annotated as SNARE-interacting protein KEULE. Gene Ontology annotation, molecular function: syntaxin binding. Gene Ontology annotation, cellular component: plasma membrane; secretory granule. The coding region runs from base 252 to 2240 and encodes 662 amino acids. NCBI's taxonomy places the organism in Eukaryota, Viridiplantae, Streptophyta, Magnoliopsida, Asparagales, Asparagaceae. The transcript has 21 exons. Gene Ontology annotation, biological process: intracellular protein transport; vesicle-mediated transport. The record is from RefSeq and is a predicted model, not a curated record.